Messenger RNA from Sphaeroforma arctica JP610, 3661 nucleotides. Its product is annotated as CAMK/CAMKL protein kinase. Gene Ontology annotation, molecular function: protein serine/threonine kinase activity; ATP binding. Gene Ontology annotation, cellular component: cytoplasm. The record is from RefSeq and is a predicted model, not a curated record. NCBI's taxonomy places the organism in Eukaryota, Ichthyosporea, Ichthyophonida. The transcript has a single exon. Gene Ontology annotation, biological process: intracellular signal transduction; protein phosphorylation. Bases 492 to 2513 code for a protein of 673 amino acids.
UACGUAUAUAAUAAACUAAUAUUUAUACCAAAAAAAAUGGUAUGACCUAGUAAAAGUGAGAGGCUAAUAAACUGUGUAUUAAUUUAUUGUGUAAAAUUAGCGGAUGAAUUACAUAUAUAUAAUAUGCUAUAACAGUCGUGGAAAUCAGAAUUAACAGCUUUUUCCUUCUUUACAUUACAUUUCGUCUAGGCACGUAGUACCAAUAUUCGGAUAGCUUGCGAAACUGUCGGUGUAUUGCGUUCUCACAAUUCAGUUGUGAGGUAAUCUGUGUUUCACAAACGGUUCAUGUUGCAAAGCUCAACGUCAUAACCCCAAGAGAUACACAUAGCGACAACCUUUGUAUUAUUUGCAGGGUCUUUGCUAUGACUCACGUAUUUGAUAGUUUAUAACAAUUUCAUAUUGAAAUUCACCAACUUACUCGUUAGGAACUCGAGAUAUAUCUAGAAUAGUAUCAUCUAGUUUUAAAAUACAAUCCGUCUCAACUUUCGAAAAUGUUCGAGGACGUGAAUCAGUUGGAACGACAGUCUUCGACGAUGUCAGCUGAAGACCGGUACACACUUCAUACCUCACACAAGAAAGGAGCUUUUGGUGAAGUGUGUACAGGAAUUGAUAAUGUCACUGGAAAGUCUGUAGCUGUGAAAGUUAUGUCUCUAUCAGGCGAGUCUUCAGCGCAUGAGAGUGUUAUGCGGGAAGUCACUUUCUGCAAUAUGUUUGACCAUCCCAACGUAAUCAGUACGCUAGACGUUCUAGAGUAUGAUGAUUGCGUUAUGGUAGUGCAGGAAUGGUGUGGAAAGGGUGAUCUGUUCGACAUGGCAGUACCGCUGGAGGGAAUAUCUAACCCCGAGCGUCUACGACGCUAUGCAGGCGAACUCUUCGAAGCCGUAUACUACUUGCAUUCACUUGGUGUCGUCCAUUGCGAUAUCAAACCUGAGAAUGUUGUAGUGGCGGAUGACGACUCUCUUCGAUUGAUCGAUUUCGGUCUAUCUGGAUAUGACUGGGAAGAGAUUGACUCUCUCACCGGCACAGUUCCGUAUAUGGCUCCAGAGAUGUAUUGCCCUGCGGAGGGGCAGGUGAUAGAUGGCAAGGCGGCGGAUGUUUGGAGCGUGGGUAUUGUUUUGUUCGCGCUACUGACAGGUGUCUUACCGUGGAAUCAGCCCACUCGUCACGAUCCUGAUUUUGGGAUGUGGCAGGCGCGUGGGUAUAAGUUUGAUGUUUGUGCACUAGGCUGGAGCGAGUCACUCCAACUGUUGAUGGGUGGCCUUCUAGAUCCGAAUCCAGAGACAAGAUGGUCUAUGGAUGAUGCUGUGCAUAUGACUCGUAAUGAUUUGGUCUCAUUCGAUUUGAUGGAUGCAGCAAAUGCGAAACCCACUGCAGGUGGUCGCAUGCUGUUGCCUGCAACGAAUAGUGGAGAUAAGUGGUUUGGAGUCACUGAAGCCGAUGUAGGGUUAAGUCCUAAUAACUCCUUUCAGAAACGUCCGGACUUGGAGAUCGUGUUCGGAGACUCUAUCGAUAAUGAGGAGUGUGCGAGUGAAGGUAACGAAUUGCCUUGGUCUGAACUGCCUUGUCUGUCAGCAACUCCUCGUUUUGUCUCGAUGUAUUGCGGCGAUUCCGAACUUUCGGGUGAUAGUGAAAGUGAAGGCGAGGAGGAGGAUAAUUGUAGCGAUUUCGAGGAGGAUGAAUGCGAGGACAGACAGAUUGGCACGACUUGGUUCGAUUGGUCCGAAGAGGGCAGUAGUAACGUUGUGCCGUCGCGAGCGUCCGUGUGCCUGCCAAAUACCGACGGUAGCGAGCAACGUAUGGAGUGGGGUGAUAUGUUGGAAGCGAGUAUGUCGUUUUCGUCACUGCCAACGUUUGAUGAGCGUUCCGAUAAGGAGUCUGACGAUACAUGUCAGGUGAAGUCCUUAGGAUCAACAUCGUCUCGCGGUAGCAUAUUUUUUGUGGAAUCAGAUUGCGAAUCAGAAUGUGGAGAAUCGGAUAUGGACGAUAUCACGUGCACACAGUCUAGUCUGAACAUGGAAACCUUGAGCGAGUUCGACAUUGGUGACGAGUUCAAGUGUGUGAAUAGGUGGGAAAGUAUGCUAGAUCGUGAGAUGUCGUUCAACACUGUGCCCGUAUUUAACGAUAUCGCUGAGGAGGGCGAAAGCGAAGCAAGUGACGCCUGCGAUACUAAUGAGCGUUCAAUCGGAGGAAUUUUGGAGUGCCAAGCUGAUCUUGGCUCCAGUUGGGCCAGCCUUAUUACUCGUCAGAUGUCCUUCAAUACUUUGCCAGUUUUUGACAAGUCUGUCAAUGUCAGCGAUGACAAAGUGGUUUCGGAGAGCUCGUCGAGCAUGUUGCAGCGUGUUCUCUCCAGUACCAGCCUAAUGAAGUUGCGUUCUGCAGCUUCCAAUUUGGCGUCGCCUAAACCGGUGCGACGAUUCCAGAGUUUCAAUCAGACAAAUUUAUCUGAAGCCCCUGCCAAUAUGCCUAGCAACAUAGUGGACCAGAUUGCACGUUGUGUAGUCAGCACUGUUUAAUAUUUAUACCGACAAACAAGUGCCAUGGAAGGGAGGAAAUAGAAGACUUAUCGAUGAACAAUCAUUGCAAUUAGAAUAUUUGCAAGUUGUGUCGAUAGCAAUGAGUAUUUAUGAACAAAGAAGUGUACAGAACUAGGUUGCAUACCUGGAACUGAAACUUUGGCGACCCAAUCGUUUGAGGGCAGUGUAACUCGACGGUUGUCUCACGAGAGUGAAAGUAUGAUAACAUCUCAUUAGAGAUGUGGAUAGAUGUAGUGGUGUAGUGAAUAGAAUGUCUAAGAAUGGAAUAAAUUCUACCUGCUUCACAGUUAUUAUCUUGGUUGGCGAGCGAUGUCUGCUACAAGCACUAUUCAAGUAUUUGCAAGGGUUAUACGUUCGCGAUUUUCAUAUUUCAAUCGCCUUAUCUAGAAUGCAGAGAUUACUUUUUUCCUUGCCUUGAAUUCAUACACAGAUCCUCUUGGAUAAGUAUUUGCAGAUUUAUAAAUAUGAUGGCUCUACGUUCGCGAUUUACAUAUUUGUAGUAUUAGUCGAAUACAUUAAUCGCCUUAUCUGAAAUGACGAAGUGAUUCUUUUCUUUAUUGGAUGCUACAGAAAUGGUUCCUUUCUUUAUUGGAUGCUACAGAAAUGUACAGAAAUGAAAGUUCGUGUCCAUGUAGACAUAAUCUAGCUAGCCCGUAUGUACAAUGUGCAAGUACACACGAGUUGAAAGUUUGUUUACUAUGAAGUGCGAGUGUUUAUAAAGAUAUUAAUUUUCAUUCUUCCAAGAAAAAUUCUAGACGUGAGACAGGUGCAUGAACAUGCGUGUGAAUGUUCUUGUGCAUGUCUAUCGGUGGUUGGUCCUGUGUUCCACAAAUAAAUAUGACCGUCUAUAGAAUAAACACGUACAAUUUAAAAAAACCCUUUUACUAGUGCAAAAGUAAUGUCAAGUAUAUGCUCACAAUAAUAGCAUCUCGCCUAUAACUACAGUCAUGUUGGAACAUUUGGGCAGAAUACGCCAGCUAUUGCGCUUGAACCCGGUCUCAUCGGCUCAGCCCUGGGCUUCCGUGCCAUCUGUUUACUGAUUACACUCUCUCCCCACAAUCAGGUUCUGUAUGGGAUAUCAGACAUCGUAUGAGCUAUAAUAAUAAACGCUCGCAAGCUAAAUUGUU